Messenger RNA from Selaginella moellendorffii, 2865 nucleotides. RefSeq names its product alpha-glucosidase 2. The transcript has 22 exons. Gene Ontology annotation, molecular function: Glc3Man9GlcNAc2 oligosaccharide glucosidase activity. The coding region runs from base 9 to 2603 and encodes 864 amino acids. Lineage: Eukaryota; Viridiplantae; Streptophyta; Lycopodiopsida; Selaginellales; Selaginellaceae. The record is from RefSeq and is a predicted model, not a curated record. Gene Ontology annotation, biological process: oligosaccharide metabolic process; protein N-linked glycosylation. Gene Ontology annotation, cellular component: endoplasmic reticulum membrane.
CCAGAGCAAUGAAGGAGCGUCGAGUGACAAAUCGAGGCGCUCCGGCAGCUCCAGCUGCUGCUGCUGCGUCCCGGCGGAGAAAGAAGCCGGCAUUUGAUCCAUCCGGCGGCUUCUUCUCUGGCGUCCGCAUUGGAGCUGUCGCAGCAUUCGCGAUUUUUGUUCUCACUGCGAUCACUCUCGUCGUUCUUCUCUCUGCUCUCUAUCCUCGCGAAACUCCGAGAUCCAUCACGCCGGUGGCGCUUCCAAAGAUCAUGGAUUUGCCUCAGUUUCAAGGCGAGCACAAGGAGCGACUCUACUGGGGAACCUAUAGACCGCAUUUGUAUCUUGGAAUUCGAUCCAGAACACCAAAAUCAUUGUUAGCUGGACUCAUGUGGCUUGGUAUCAAGGAUGGAUACUACGCUCUUCGUCACACCUGUGAAGACUCUGAUGGACUUAAACGUUAUGGUUGGGUUCGACACGAUGGGAUCUCUUAUGGUCGCCAGGUGAUUCUAGAUCAAAAUAUGAAUAUCACCACUUUUUUCUCUAAGAGUUGGAAUGACGGAAGUGGCUAUGGAGGUGAUUGGUCUGUCCGCGUGAAUCUUCAUCACAGCAGUGAAAUAAGUCGACUUCCGAAUGGAGAGUCGUCUCUUUACUUUUACAUUGCGGAGGAGGAAGGCAGCCAAAUAAGAAUAUCGAGAAAUGACGCAUCUGGACUAGCUGCUUCGGGGCAUAGACAUGAUAUUGGACACUGGCAGAUUCACAUCAGUGCCGAGAACAAUACUUUUUUUCAUUACGCUGGGUUCCGGACGGGAAACAUGCACAAUAUAACACAGCUUGUCCAAAAUUCAUUAAUCGUUCAGGAGCGUAAAUUGCAACUACCUGAUACUUAUGAAAAAUCUUCAAAUAUAGUAGUUUUUCAGGUUUUAGGCCGCAACCAUCUUCAGCUAGAUGUGACUUUUCUAGCUGGUGUCGACGAGAAAAAGUUCUCGGUACAGUCUCGUCUUGACCGUUUAUCUGGGAUUCGAUUGGAUGAAACGUUAAGAGUGCAAGAGCAAAUUUUUGAUAAGCGUUUUGAGAACGCGUACAAGCUGGAUAACGAAGAGCUUUCUAGCUUUGGUGCUACCAACGCAGUGGAAAUUGGCAAGGCUGCCCUCAGUAAUCUUUUGGGAGGAAUCAGCUACUUCUACGGCCAAUCGCUUAUUUCCAUACCUUCAAAAGAGCAGAAACACCACCGAGAAAGUUUUUGGAAGUACUGGCCAGCUGCAUUGUAUAGUGCUGUUCCAUGCCGCUCUUUCUUCCCUCGAGGUUUUUUGUGGGAUGAAGGCUUUCAUCAAAUAAUAAUAAGUAGAUGGGACCGAAACCUGACAUACGAUAUCGUUGGGCACUGGUUAGACUUACUUAACGUCGACGGCUGGAUUCCAAGGGAGCAGAUUCUAGGAGAAGAAGCCCGAGUAAGGGUUCCCGAUGAGUAUAUUUUACAGCACACGGAUAACGCGAACCCUCCAACGUUGUUUUUGCCAUUGCAUGGUCUGAAAGCUUGUUAUCUCUUUUGUGACUUCUUUCUCUGCCCUGCUGCAGAUAUUGCAUUAGCAUCACUAGAAAGUGGAAAAGAAAAUAACGCUGAGAGGGCCUUCUUGGAAAAAUCCUUCCCAAGGCUACAAGCGUGGUUUGGGUGGUUCAAUAGAACGCAAGCAGGUACAUUUCCUGGGACUUACUAUUGGCAUGGAAGAAGUAUUACCGAUAAGGAAUUAAAUGCCAAGAGUUUGUCGUCUGGUUUGGAUGACUAUCCACGGGCUUCACAUCCAAGUGCUGAUGAGCGACACGUUGAUUUACGUUGCUGGAUGGCCUUGGCAGCGAAAUCUAUGGUUAUGAUUGCCAAAAUCAUCGGAGCACCACAUGAAGUAAGGAAAAACUGGCACAGCAUGGCUCGCAGUAACGAUUUACUUUUUCAGAAAUACGAGGCUAUGUCACAGGUUUUGUCAGACUUUGAUGUUCUUAACCAGCUCCACUACGAUCGCAAGAGAGGACGUUACUACGAUUACGGCAAUCAUACUGAAAAAGUGAAGCUGGAAUGGGACAACUUCUUCGACCCAAGAACCGGACAAGUACAGCAAGUUCUCCGCAGAGUCGUAUCUGGACGUCCAAAGUUGCAGCUGGUUCCACAAUUUGGCUACGUGAGCCUCUUCCCCUUUAUAGUGAAACUUAUUCCCGCGGACUCGCAAAUCUUGGAAGCACACCUCAACCUUAUCCAGAGCGAAAAGCUCCUCUGGACGAGCUUCGGAUUGCGCUCGUUAGCAACAACAAGCUCUAUUUAUAACAGACGUAACACCGAGCAUGACGCUCCUUACUGGAGGGGCCCUGUAUGGAUCAACAUGAACUAUCUCGUCCUUUCAUCCCUUCACUACUACUCGCAAGAGCCAGGCCCAUACAAAGACGCUGCUGCCUCUGUCUACAAACAGCUUCGUGCCAAUCUGAUAAGCAACGUUGCACGGCGCUACAACGAAAUGGGAUACAUCUUUGAGCAGUAUGAUCAUACAAAAGAAGGCGAAGGUAAAGGAGCCAGGCCGUUUACCGGUUGGAGCUCCUUGAUACUACUGAUCAUGGCAGAGCAGUACCAACGCUAGAACGAGGCGUCCACACUGCUCUCACAAUGUUUACCAGAGGAAUUCUUCCCAGACAAGGCAUCAAGCGAAUCCAGCAGAGAUUUGCCGGUCACAGUUCAGUAUAAUGUAGUACGUAACAGCUGCCUGCAUUGUCAAAGAACAGACGAUUGAGACAUAUCGAGUAAAAACCGCAAGAAAACUAACUUCACUCGAUUCAUUGUUGAGCAGAUCCAUUAUAAGCAGUUGCCGCUCAAAUCCAAGCUGUGUAACUCUUGCUAAAACA